AGUAUAUUAUAAUGCUCUUUGCGUAAAACACUUGCUGUCAUUGUCUAUGCUUCUUUGUCUGCUUCUUUGGUCUAUGCUUGCUAUGCAUGUUUGUUACUCUUACUUGGUCUCAGGUGAAUCAAGUCUUGAUCUUCGCAUAAUUGUUUUGUUUACAUGCUUCUUGGGCCUCUUCGCAAUUGAUACGGAAUAAAAUAUGACUAAAAAUUUCAAAGAAUUCGAUAAGCAAUCGUCAGAUGAAGAAAGUUUACUUAAUGAAAGCAUGAGCGAAGACGAUGAUUCGUCUGAUAAUGACAGCACAGACGGUGAGCAACAAAUGAGCGAAGAACAAGCUGAAGAAGAAGAAAAUGAUGAUAGUGAUGAAAAUGAUGAAUUGGUGAAAGCAAUUAAAGCGGAGAAAAACAAACCGCGCACACACCCACCUGCUAUAACCUGCGAGGACUUUAUAGUUGAUAUAUCAUUCAGCCCAUGUAAAAAUAUAAUUGCCUUAGCUAAUAUAGUUGGUGAUAUUUUAUUAUAUGAGUACAGUAAUGAAGAGACAAAACUUAUAAACACAUUGGAACUUCACUUAAAAGCUUGCAGAGCAGUAGAGUUUGAUGAUGAAGGGGUUACUAUGUAUUCAACAGCUAAGGACAAAGUAAUAAUGGCCACAGAUGUUGAAACUGGAAAACUGAAAAAAUGUUAUGAAGAUGCUCAUGAUGAACCAGUAUAUUGUUUAAGAACUUUAGAUAACAAUAAAAUUGUUACUGGUGAUGAUGGAGGCACAGUGAAGUUAUGGGACAUGAGGAAAGAAACACCAGUGUUCAAUAUAAAAGUUGGUGAGGAGCAUGUAUCUGACAUGUUAACAAAUGAAGAUCAAAAGUAUUUGGUGUGUGCUGGAGGAGAUGGUGUACUAAACACUAUAGACCUUAAAGGAAGGAAAAUAUAUGUCAGAUCUGAAGACUAUGACAGUGAACUCACAUGCUUAGGACUUUUCCGUUCUGACACAAAAUUGCUAGUGGGGUCCUCAACAGGAAAAUUAUAUUUAUUCAACUGGAAAGAAUUUGGCUUACAUAGCGAUGAGUAUGUUGGACAAAAACAUGCUAUUAGUUGUAUGGUUCCAGUAACUCAAAAUAUAGUUGUCACUUCUGGAGAAGAUGGCAUAUUGAGAGCUGCACACAUGUUCCCUCAGAAGCAACUUGGUGUUGUUGGUCAACAUAGAUUACCUGUAGAAUGCCUUGAUAUAAGUCAUGAUGGCCAAUAUAUAGCUUCCUGUUCCCAUGAUAAUGAUGUAAAAUUUUGGAAUAUAUCAUAUUUCGAAUCUAUAGAUAGCAUCAUAGAUGUUAAUCAAAAACAGGAUAAGAAAAAAGAUAUGAUUAAUAAUUUACCUUCUAGCAGUGUUAAAAACGCAUCUGACUUUUUUGGUGGUCUUGUUUAAUAAUUGUCACAUUAUUUCAAAAUUAUAUUUAAAUUCUACUGCUUUGAUGGCGCAUAUUGCCAACCCCUUUCCAUCUCUGCUUUGAGGUUUCUGGUUUGAAUUCUGGGCCGGGCAAGUUUAUUGGGUUUAUUCUGUUCGGCAGCAACCCACAGUCUGGAGUUUUUACGCAGGGUGGGGGGAGGCUCGCCCCUUACCACAUCAUGGGGCAGUACAUAUACGGGAAAAAGUGAGUGUCCUAGCUGCACCUCUGCCUACCACUCCUUUGCUAUGGAUUAAUAAUAAUAAUAAUAAUAUCAGCCCUGUAUUAUAUCGAUACCGGAAAUUUCAAUUGUCGUAAGGGACAAACCAUCACUUUUCAGGAGAGCCAAAAAACAUAUUUUUUUCACUUAAAUUCGUUGUAACUUUUUCAUUUGUAAUCGGAUUUUAAAGGUGUCUAGGGUCCACAGAUCUAUUUUUUUGUGCUCUUUCUAUUAGCUUUAUCCAAAUUAACGUAGGUUCACUACUUUCAAAGAUAGAUGUCCCUUACAUCCCACCAAAAAUGAACAAAACGCCUAUACACCCUUGGUUUAGUAAGGUUGCAUAGGUUGUAAAGGACAUUUUUACGCAAAUUAAACUAGCGUUUUAGGUAAUAAAUGUCACAUUACCUCAAUGUGAAGGGUAAUAGAAGGUCCAAAUUUAUAAAAUAUUAAGAAAUAAAACCCUUACUACAUUUU
This is a messenger RNA of Manduca sexta (tobacco hornworm), 2127 nucleotides long. RefSeq names its product WD repeat-containing protein 55 homolog. The record is from RefSeq and is a predicted model, not a curated record. The transcript has 6 exons. Lineage: Eukaryota; Metazoa; Arthropoda; Insecta; Lepidoptera; Sphingidae. Bases 194 to 1414 code for a protein of 406 amino acids. Gene Ontology annotation, molecular function: protein binding.